AUGCUCGUGGGCCUACCUGGAAGAGAAAAUCCAUUCAGGAGAGACUCUUCUUCAUUGCCUCAUCCUAUGGAGGAAUCACCACUGCCCAUCUACAUUGAGGAGGGGACAGAAGUCCCGAUUGCCAAAAAGGAGUUGAUUGCUCUUGGCAUCAGGGAAAUCUGGACCCAGAAGACCACAGAAAGCAGAAAUAUGGCAACCAAGGAGAAGCUUCAGUGCUUGAAAGACUUCCACAAGGACAUCCUCAAACCUUCCCCUGGGAAGAGCCCGGGGACGCGGCCGGAGGAUGAGGCAGAGGGGAAGCCGCCCCAGCGGGAGAAGUGGGCGAGCAAGAUUGACUUUCUGCUCUCCGUGGCUGGUGGAUUUAUUGGUUUAGGCAAUGUCUGGCGGUUUCCGUAUCUCUGCUACAAAAAUGGCGGAGGUGCAUUUCUUAUACCUUAUUUCAUUUUCCUGUUUGGGGGAGGUCUUCCUGUGUUUUUCCUGGAGGUGGUGCUAGGACAGUAUACCUCUGAAGGUGGAAUUACAUGCUGGGAAAAGAUCUGCCCUAUUUUUACUGGAAUUGGUUAUGCUUCCAUAGUGAUCGUGUCCCUGCGGAACGUGUACUACAUUGUGAUCCUGGCCUGGGGACUCUAUUACCUGUUCCAGUCGUUCCAGAGCGUCCUGCCGUGGGCACACUGCCACCAGAAGUGGAACACGCCAACCUGCGUGGAAGACACUCUCAGGAAGAACAAAACGCUCUGGAUAUCGCUGAAUGCCACUAACUUCACCUCUCCUGUCACGGAGUUCUGGGAGCGCAAUGUACUGAGCUUGUCCUCGGGAAUUGAAGAUAUUGGUAUUAUCAAGUGGGAUCUAGCACUGUGUCUUCUCCUCGUCUGGGUGAUAUGUUUCUUCUGCAUUUGGAAAGGAGUCAAAUCCACUGGGAAAGUGGUGUACAUCACUGCCACGUUUCCAUUCAUCAUGCUCCUUGUUCUGCUCAUCCGUGGGGUGACCCUGCCUGGAGCUGCAGAAGGCAUCAAGUUUUAUCUUUAUCCCGAUAUCUCACGGUUAGCUGACCCCCAGGUCUGGAUAGAUGCAGGGACACAAAUCUUCUUCUCAUAUGCAAUCUGCUUAGGAGCAAUGACUUCCCUGGGGAGCUACAACAAGUACAAAUACAACUGCUAUAGGGACUGUUUGCUGCUGGGAUGCCUGAACAGUGGUACCAGUUUUGUGUCUGGCUUCGCAAUUUUUUCCGUCCUGGGCUUCAUGGCACAAGAGCAAGGGGUGAACAUUGCUGAUGUGGCAGAGUCAGGUCCAGGCCUGGCCUUCAUUGCCUACCCAAAAGCUGUGUCCAUGAUGCCACUGCCCACCUUUUGGGCAAUCCUUUUUUUUAUUAUGCUUCUGUUGCUUGGACUGGAUAGCCAGUUUGUUGAAGUUGAAGGACAGAUCACGUCAUUAGUUGAUCUGCACCCAUCCUUCCUAAGGAAGGGUUACCGACGGGAAAUCUUCAUCGCUAUAGUGUGUUUCCUUAGCUAUCUUCUGGGACUAACUAUGGUGACUGAGGGUGGCAUGUAUGUUUUUCAACUCUUUGACUACUAUGCAGCUAGUGGUGUAUGCCUUUUGUGGGUUGCAUUCUUUGAAUGUAUUGCUGUAGCCUGGGUUUAUGGCGCUGAUAAUAUUUAUGAUGCCAUUGAGGAUAUGAUUGGAUACAGACCUGGUCCCUGGAUGAAGUGGAGCUGGAUUGUGAUCACACCAGUUCUCUGUGUGGGGUGCUUUAUCUUUUCUUUGGCCAAGUACAAACCACUGACCUACAACAAGGUCUACACGUACCCAGACUGGGCAAUCGGCCUGGGCUGGGUUCUCGCCCUUUCCUCCAUGAUCUGCAUCCCUAUGGUGAUGGUCAUUCGCAUCAUCCAGUCAGAUGGGUCGCUCAUUGAGAGGAUAAAAGCGGUGGCCGCCCCCAAGGAAGUGAAUCGGUGGUCCAAAGAAACGGAGAGCGGCACCCCCUUCUGCCCCAAUGGCACUUCGAAUGGCGGAUUGAUCAAGCCAACUCAUAUCAUUGUGGAAACCAUGAUGUGAGCUCUCUCUGUGAGAGGAUAAACCUGCUUUAACUGCCGUUUACUAACCAUAGAUUCUCAUAGGACCAGGUUUACAGAGCUUUAUAUUUGCACUAGGAUUUAUUUUUAUUUCUCACAGAGAAAGUUAUUUUUUGUGUGUGUUUUUUUUUAAUAUUUUGUAAGGUAAUCACAGCAGAUGUCUCUCUGUAGAGGGAGAGCUUUCAUAUCAGACUAGACGUAUUACAGGAAUUUACUAUUAUUGGGUUUUUUUAAAAUAUAUAUAUCUUUAUCUCUAAAUAUUAUACACCUUACCACUUGAAUUGAUUGUCUUGCCAGCAAUACAUUCAAGUCUCAGAAAGCAAUUUUUAGGUGCUGGUAUGGUUGGGAGCAGGGUAACCUUCAGAACACACAAAGGGAGCUCUGUUGAGAGAUAAGA
Messenger RNA from Mesitornis unicolor (brown roatelo), 2466 nucleotides. It is a transcript of the gene SLC6A6, whose product is annotated as solute carrier family 6 (neurotransmitter transporter), member 6. NCBI's taxonomy places the organism in Eukaryota, Metazoa, Chordata, Aves, Mesitornithiformes, Mesitornithidae. Gene Ontology annotation, cellular component: plasma membrane. Gene Ontology annotation, biological process: taurine transmembrane transport; sodium ion transmembrane transport; neurotransmitter transport. The coding region runs from base 1 to 2052 and encodes 683 amino acids. The transcript is spliced from 17 exons. The record is from RefSeq and is a predicted model, not a curated record. Gene Ontology annotation, molecular function: taurine:sodium symporter activity.